AUGUCUUCCGAAGUUUCCGAGACUCCAUCAGGACCCGUUUGUCAUAGACAGCCUGUUAUCAACCCCGGAAUGGGAUCACCAUUGGUCGACUCUCGUCGACAAUUGAGCGUUGGACUUGACCAACCUACACUGUCAAAAACGAAACGCAAAGGCCGAAGCACUUACGAAGCUAGUGCUAGCAACAAUGACUCAGAUGCCUCUAUCGUCAGUAUUCAUCCUCAAGGUAAGAAGAAGAAGAAGGUCACUGGCUCUCAAUCUUCAACUUGUUGUUUCAAGAAGAAGGAUGCACCCAAAGGUCCAGCAGAUGAAGAAGUGAGUACCUCGCUGUUAUCAGAGCAUCUCAGAAAACAUCACACAAACCAUGCUACGUGCUGA
Molecule: messenger RNA, 375 nt
Organism: Melampsora larici-populina 98AG31
Lineage: Eukaryota; Fungi; Basidiomycota; Pucciniomycetes; Pucciniales; Melampsoraceae
Exons: 2
Coding region: 1-375 (124 amino acids)
Source: RefSeq, a predicted model, not a curated record